Messenger RNA from Symbiodinium sp. CCMP2456, 904 nucleotides. The record is from the annotation of a GenBank genome assembly. NCBI's taxonomy places the organism in Eukaryota, Dinophyceae, Suessiales, Symbiodiniaceae.
GCGAUGCUUGACAUCCAAACCUGGCAGGCGAAGAAAGGCGACCUGGGCAAGCGUCGACCCAGCGUGACGAUCACCAGCGUGCCGGUUAAGGAGUCCACACCGACACCGAGGGAGGAGAGUUUGGCCAUGCCGUGGGUCAAGGAGUGCGUGUCGACGCCGAGGGAGGAGAAGGUGACGCUGCCCUUGGUCAAGGAUUCCACCCCUACGCCGAGAGAUGAACAGGAGACGAUGCCCUGGGUCAAGGACGCCGCCUGCAGCAGCAAGGACAACUAUCGAGGCGACAGCUUGGCUCAGAGCCAGGGCCGUUGGACGGUGCCUCCGCGGCUGCCUACUGGGGCCGAGACGCACUCUCCGCCGCCCCGUACACCUCCACCAAGGCUGCGGAGCCGCGACAAAGAUGAGGCGAGUUCAGAGGUGCGCGACUUCCGAUCUCAGGGUUGCCGCCCGGCCAUCCGCAACGGUCGAGGCCGUGCCACGGCGGCCCCGCGUGCGGCGAGCGUGGGCAACAGGCUCGCUGCAGCAUCCCCCCGACCUGAGCGCGAGGAUCUCCCUUGCUAUGGGUUGGACGCGGAGCUGAAGGCCAAGGCAGCGGCCAAGUAUAGCGCGGCAGCUGAAGAACAAGCUGCUGCGUGGAUCCAGGAAGUGACAGGGCAUGCCGUGGUGAAUGACUUUGCCGGUUCCUUACGCUCGGGUGCCGUCCUUUGUGACCUUGUGAACUGCAUACAGCCUGGUACCAUCGCGAAGGUGAAUUCCCCCGGAAUGCCAUUCAAGGAGAGGGAGAACAUCAGCAAUUUCCUCCGAGCUUGUCGAAACUUCGGCGUUCAGGAGUAUGCCCUCUUUUCGACCGACGAUCUCUUCGAAGAGAAAAACCUCAUGUCGGUGGUGAACUGCGUCUAUGCCCUGG